Suillus fuscotomentosus is the source of this 1029-nucleotide messenger RNA. RefSeq lists its product as uncharacterized. The transcript has 4 exons. NCBI's taxonomy places the organism in Eukaryota, Fungi, Basidiomycota, Agaricomycetes, Boletales, Suillaceae. The record is from RefSeq and is a predicted model, not a curated record. Bases 1 to 1029 code for a protein of 342 amino acids.
AUGUCAAGCGACAAUCCGUUCCCAUCACCAGUUGGUGGUGUUCCAAUGACUUCUGACUUUUGGACAUCAAUCCUUUUCUCCUCACUAUAUUUCUCGCUCAUACCCAUCUUCGUUGUGCGGCUAUAUAACAAGCAUUCGCGAGUCAUCGUGAGCAUUAACGCAAUCAUCACAGCCAUAGAAAGAACCAUAAUCUUCUCCCUACGAGCCUGGCAAUCCUGCAGCUCAGUGGAAAGGAUAUCCCCGGCAUUGACGACUUAUAUGCAAGUCUCGAUCGCUUUAUCAUAUAUCUCCAUAGCACACGACGUCGUGGCUCUUCUGCGCUGCAUGUAUGUAAACUCUACCAAGGGCCAAGCAAAUUUUAUAGAUCCGCAAGAUUCACCCGUCGCUGCUUCGAUGUCAUCCUCUAUGCAUCCUCUUUCCCCGUUUCACAGUGCUUCGCUUCAUCUUUCGGAUGACAUACAUGACGACCCGAAAAAACGGGGUUUCUAUCGCUGGGUUACCGAUAUGUUGAAUCUGGGCUUCCUCGCUGCUACUAUCCCAGGUAUAAUUGGUAAUGCGCAUUACCGUGGUGGAAUGGAUAAUGAGAGCACAGCCAACGAGGUGAUGAUCACCAGAUAUAUAAGUUCCGCCAUCGCUCUCUUCCUCAUACUUUUCGUGGCAACCCUGGUCGUUCGCGCCCGAAAGCUACCCAAAGUGGAGCCGGUUCACGUUACCCUACUUCUUGCCAUCCUCGCUUGCAACGCAUCCUCUGCGAUUUUCCGACUAUUAUUCAUGUAUCACCGGACAACCUCCCUUACAUCGAUGUCACCGGGAUCAGGUAACACUCCUUUAGAAAAGGCAACGUUCUACAUAUUCCAUAUGCUCAGUGACUGGCUGGCCGUUGCUCUGCUGCUCGUUCCGAAUAUCAGAGCCAUCUUCAAGACGGGCAUGUGGGGGGACUGGAGAGCCAUUGAUCCUCCUCCGAAAGAACAGGAAUGGGCCAGAAAAAGGAAGGAAGCCAAAGCACGAAGGAGUGGGCUUAUCGUUUGA